Molecule: messenger RNA, 2005 nt
Organism: Carya illinoinensis
Lineage: Eukaryota; Viridiplantae; Streptophyta; Magnoliopsida; Fagales; Juglandaceae
Product: carotene epsilon-monooxygenase, chloroplastic
Exons: 9
Coding region: 16-1851 (611 amino acids)
Biological process (GO): carotenoid biosynthetic process
Cellular component (GO): chloroplast
Molecular function (GO): iron ion binding; heme binding
Source: RefSeq, a predicted model, not a curated record
AGGGUGCGCGAAAGAAUGUCAUCAUCUAAAAAGCCUAAACCCAAUCCAAUCCACAGUCUGUCGAUUCUGUCGCAGCUAUCACCCACACAUACACUACUCAGACUUCAAACACUUCCAUCCAGCAAUGGUGACUCAGAGAUACACGAGUACAUAGGGAAGAAACACGCCCAGAACGGUAUUGCUCACUUCCCCGCUAUGUCUUCCUCCCUCUCCACCUCCUUUCUCCUCCGAACCCCUCCUCUAUUCAAACCCACCUUCCCCACCAGCACUACCAUUUUCUCUUCCAAACCCACACCUUAUCAAUUCCUCACCAUCAAUUCUUCCCUCAACAACAACAACAACAACAACAAAACAAGUUCCUGGGUAAGCCCUGACUGGCUCACCUCACUCACUCGGUCUUUAACGGUGAGCAAAGACGAUGACUCGGGCAUUCCCAUCGCCAACGCCAAGCUGGAGGACGUGUCUGAUCUUCUGGGCGGUGCACUUUUCCUUCCACUGUUCAAAUGGAUGAACGAUUACGGACCCAUCUACCGGCUCGCUGCGGGGCCUAGAAACUUCGUGGUGGUUAGCGACCCUGCCAUUGCUAAGCAUGUGCUGAGGAACUAUGGGAGGUAUGGCAAGGGUCUUGUGUCUGAGGUCUCCGAGUUCUUGUUUGGGUCGGGUUUUGCCAUUGCCGAAAGCCAGCUUUGGACGGCAAGGCGUAGGGCUGUGGUGCCAUCACUUCACAAAAAGUAUUUGUCAGUGAUGGUUGAUCGGGUUUUUUGCAAAUGCGCUGAGAGAUUGGUGGAAAAGCUCAAGCCCGAUGCUUUACGUGGCAGUCCUGUAAACAUGGAGGAAAAAUUUUCUCAACUAACUCUUGAUGUUAUUGGUCUGUCUGUAUUCAACUAUAAUUUUGAUUCACUUGCCACUGAUAGCCCUGUGAUUGAUGCAGUUUACACUGCAUUGAAAGAGGCAGAGGCUCGUUCGACUGAUAUAUUACCAUAUUGGAAGGUUAAAGCUCUUUGUAAAAUAAUCCCAAGACAAAUAAAAGCUGAGAAAGCGGUUACUGUGAUUAGGAGAACUGUUGAAGAACUUAUUGAAAAGUGCAAAGAUAUGGUGGAAGCUGAGGGCGAAAGAAUAAAUGAGGAGGAAUAUGUAAAUGACGCUGAUCCAAGCAUUCUUCGCUUCUUGCUUGCAAGCAGAGAAGAGGUUUCAAGUGUACAACUACGAGAUGACCUAUUGUCAAUGUUAGUUGCUGGUCAUGAGACUACUGGUUCAGUGUUGACGUGGACACUCUAUCUUCUGAGUAAGGACUCGACCUCAUUAGUGAAAGCACAAGAAGAAGUUGACAGAGUCCUACAAGGAAGAUGUCCUGCUUAUGAAGAUAUUAAGGAUCUAAAGUUCUUGACCCGCUGCAUAAUUGAGUCACUCCGUCUAUAUCCACAUCCUCCUGUCUUGAUAAGAAGAGCUCAAGUUGCUGACGUGCUUCCUGGAGCUUUCAAGGUUAAUGCUGGUCAAGACAUUAUGAUUUCUGUAUAUAAUAUCCAUCAUUCCUCACAGGUCUGGGAGAAAGCUGAAGAGUUUGUGCCAGAAAGAUUUGACUUAGAAGGCCCAAUACCUAAUGAAACGAGUACAGAUUUCAGAUUCAUUCCAUUCAGCGGUGGGCCCAGAAAGUGUGUUGGUGAUCAGUUUGCUUUGCUGGAAGCUAUUGUUGCUCUCACGAUCUUUUUGCAGCACAUGAACUUUGAGCUGGUUCCUAACCAAAACAUUAGCAUGACUACUGGAGCAACAAUACAUACAGCAAACGGCUUGUACAUGAAGCUGAGUCAACGACAAACAAAAGCUGCAUUUGCUUCCUUGUCUUCUAGGUAAGCUGUAACAUUGUACAUAAAAUCUAAUAAUAUCCAAGGGUUCUAGCACAGAAAGUGUUGUAGUAAUUUGCGGUUUUGGGAGAAAACAUAUAUUGCCAAUGUUAUGAUUCUUUUGAGUAAUAUAUAGAAUGGUGUCUACUACUUUUGAGUGACAA